AUGGAGCAUCAAAAAGUAAAAAUUAUCCUUGUUCCAAUAUUAAAUAUAAAAAUUCUAACAAAUUCUUAUUCACUUGGAACAGAAAUGGAAAAAGAUAUUAUUGUUAAUUGUUCUAUAACUUUAAAAGAUACCAGUACAUCAAUUUUAUAUAUAACUGAGUUAAAUAAUAUAAUUAACAAAUAUAAAAUGUAUAUUAGUACACAAGAAAGUGGUGAUAUUUUGGUAUGUUCAUUUUUUGAACAUUUAAACAUAAUGCAGAUAACAACACUGUUUGGUAACUCAAUAAAAUUAAAAAUUAUAACUAAUGAAGAAAUUCAUGAUUUUAGUCAAAGACAAAUCAAUGAAACAUUAUAUAAAGAUAUUAAGAAAUAUGUAUUCAAUAAAUUAACUUCAAUUAAAAAGAAUUUUAAAAAAUGUUUUGCUAUACAUUCUAUCGGAAAUGUGAAUGAUAAUAAUGUUUCAGAUACAGGUACAUCAAAUGAAAAAUUAUUUAUUUUUUGA
Molecule: messenger RNA, 501 nt
Organism: Strongyloides ratti
Lineage: Eukaryota; Metazoa; Nematoda; Chromadorea; Rhabditida; Strongyloididae
Exons: 4
Coding region: 1-501 (166 amino acids)
Source: RefSeq, a predicted model, not a curated record